GGAUAGCUGUUACUUCCAAGCUUCUAAAUUUGUGAGUAAACUGAGGAAUUGUUCUUCAUUUAAUCCAGAUUAUGAUCUGGGUCAACUGCGUUACUGUUGGGGCCAUGUUUAAAGAUGCUUAAGGAACAAAAUACUAGAAAGUAAUGAGUGUGUUUCAAGGCAAAGGUCCCCACAUGUGCAUCUGGAAAAUGGUCUCUUUCUCUCAGAGCUGCCAUUAAUUGUAAACCGGCGUUGGUUUCUUCAAUUUCAGUAUCUCUCAACCCCCGCUUGGCUCAGGCUGGCUUUAUGGCAAAUGGGUCUCGCGUGGACAUUGCUUUCAGCAUUACUCUUAGUCGUAACGCAACGAGUAACGCCUUCCUGCCCUUUUCUUUAAUCACUGGUAUGAGUGGUUUUUUGUUUUGGUCCUUUCUUCCUCGUUGGCGUUUGGAUUUUGGAAUCUUCUAGGUGAGUUUGGGAGGCUGGAAGAAAGAAGAAACCAUAAACUUCUUCUUCUUCUUCUUCGAACAUCUGGUUGGUUUUAGGUCUAAACUUGAGGGGGUUGAACUAAUUUUCUGUCCUGAUUUGCUUAAAUCUGUUUUUGAGGUUCUGGGUGUUCAUGUUUUCUGGGUGUUGGUGUAUUUUGGUGAUGUUGGAGGCUGGAGGUUCUGUUCUAGUGAACUCAGGACUCAAUUUGUAAAGGGAUUUGCCCAUUUUUUUCUCUAUAUUGAUAGAUUGUAGCCGUUUCUUCUUGAAGUUUUACAGUGUUUUACUAGUUUAAAACAAUACCCAGAAACCAGUCAACGAACUGCAUUGCCGCUGGUUUUGGAAAUUUGAGCUUUGGGUUUUUCUAAGGUUCUCUGCUGAUUUCAGUCUUAACGAGAAACUGGGCCGAGGAUUGCUUCAGUUUCUGCUAAUACAAGCCUUUUACAGUAGCUACCAAGUGGAAAGAUGGCUUGCGUGAAGCUAGGAUCCAAAACUGAUGCUUUCCAGAGGCAAGGACAAGCCUGGUUCUGCACUAGUGGAUUGCCUAGUGAUGUUAUUGUUGAAGUUGGAGAGAUGUCAUUCCAUCUACACAAGUUCCCUCUGCUAUCCAGAAGUGGGGUUAUGGAAAGAAUGAUUGCUGAAGCACCUGAAGAACAGGAGGAAGGAGGUGUAAUAACUAUUCCCGACAUUCCGGGGGGUGCUAAAACAUUUGAACUGGUCGCCAAGUUUUGCUACGGAGUGAAACUUGAACUUACAGCCUCAAAUGUUGUCUACCUCCGAUAUGCCGCCGAACGUCUAGAAAUGACUGAGGAGUAUGGGGAGGGUAAUCUCAUUUAUCAGACUGAGGCCUUCCUGAAUCAAGUUGUCCUCAAAAGCUGGAAGGACUCUCUGAUGGCACUACAGACCUGUGAUGAUGCUCUCUUCCAUACAGAUGAGCUCCAUAUUACUAGAAGGUGUAUCGAGUCACUAGCUAUUAAGGCGUGCACUGACCCAAGUUUAUUCGGGUGGCCAAUUAUAGAGCACGGAGGACCCAUGCAAAGUCCUGGUGGCAGUGUUUUGUGGAAUGGCAUAAGUACCGGAGCGAGGCCGAAAAAUUCAAGUCUAGAUUGGUGGUAUGAGGAUGCAGCGACCUUGAGCUUGCCUCUCUACACGAGGUUAAUUUCUGUCAUGGAAUCACGUGGUAUCAAACAGGAAAUUAUUGCAGGGUCUGUCACUUCCUAUGCUAAAAGGUACAUUCCUGGUCUAAAUCGACGUCAAGGUCCUAGUGAAGCGAGUAGUCGGCUGGCACCGGUGGCUUUGGGGAUGCCACCCUCAGAGGACGAACAAAAACUUUUACUAGAAGAAAUUGAUAGGAUGCUUCCAAUGCAGAAGAGCCUAGUUCCAACUAAGUUUCUUUUUGGUUUAUUGCGGACAUCCAUGAUUCUUCGAGUUAAUCCCUCGUGUAUCUCGAACUUAGAGAAAAGGAUCGGGAUGCAGCUCGAUCAAGCCACUUUAGAAGAUCUUUUGAUGCCCAAUUUCUCCUACUCCAUGGAGACUCUUUACAAUGUUGAUUGUAUACAAAGGAUUCUUGAGCACUUCCUAGCAGUGGAUCAAUUCAAUGAGGGAGGUGCCUCUCCAUGUUCUAUUGAUGAUGAACAACUGAUAGGGUCACCCUCUUUGCCACCGAUUACCAUGGUCGCUAAACUGAUAGAUGGAUACCUUGCAGAAGUAGCUCCCGAUGUUAAUUUGAAGCUUCCCAAGUUUCAAGCUCUUGCUGCUGCAGUUCCUGAUUACGCUAGACCUUUGGAUGAUGGCCUUUAUCGUGCUAUAGAUAUAUAUCUGAAGUCACACCCAUGGCUGGGAGAAUCCGACCGAGAACAGCUAUGUCGAUUGAUGGACUGCCAGAAGCUUUCUUUAGAAGCUUGUACCCAUGCUGCACAGAACGAGAGACUGCCCCUUAGAAUCAUUGUUCAAGUACUCUUUUUUGAGCAGCUUCAGCUCAGGACCUCAAUUGCCGGCUGUUUUUUGGUUUCAGACAAUCUUGAUGGAUCCAGACAGUUGAGAAGUGGGGUUGUUGGAUCCAAUGAAGGAGGUUGGGGAACAUCUGCUGUUAGGGAGAAUCAGGUUUUGAAGGUGGGGAUGGAUAACAUGAGGAUGAGAGUGUCUGAGCUCGAGAAGGAAUGCUCAAACAUGAAGCAAGAGAUCGAGAAGUUGGGACGAACAAAGGGUUCGAGUGCGUGGGGAAGCGUGUCGAAGAAGUUUGGGUUCAAGUUGAAGUCUCAAAUGUGCAGUGCUCAAGAGGGUUCAGUGAGUAAGCAGCAAUAUAGUGGGAAUAGGAAAGGAGAAAAAGUGAAGAACAGCAUGGGAAAGCAGAACAAGAGUAUUGAUGCAAUUUCAAAUGAGUAGAUAGAAAGACCUUUUCACCACUUUGCUUUAUUUGUUUCACUCACAAUGUCCUUAACUGCUAAAGAAGAGGUCCAUUGCUUGCCCC
This is a messenger RNA of Cucurbita moschata (crookneck pumpkin), 2932 nucleotides long. RefSeq names its product BTB/POZ domain-containing protein At1g30440-like. Lineage: Eukaryota; Viridiplantae; Streptophyta; Magnoliopsida; Cucurbitales; Cucurbitaceae. Gene Ontology annotation, molecular function: protein binding. The record is from RefSeq and is a predicted model, not a curated record. Bases 928 to 2847 code for a protein of 639 amino acids. The transcript is spliced from 5 exons.